ACCGAGACGGGGUGCGGGGAAGCAGAAGACGUCCGAGGCAAUGGCUGGGGUGUUUGACAUUGACCUGGACCAGCCGGAGGACGCGAUAUCAGACGAUGAACUGGAGGACGGGGGUACCUUUAUUGAGUUCAUGGACCAUGGGAGUAUAUCUUAUGAACUAGGCAUGGAGCAUUGUGAAAAGUUUGAGAUCUCAGAGAUAAGUGUGAACAAAGGUCCAGAGAAGAUACGACCAGAAUGUUUUGAGCUUCUUCGUGUACUGGGGAAAGGUGGUUAUGGGAAGGUUUUUCAGGUACGGAAAGUAAUUGGAGCUCAUACAGGAAAAAUCUUUGCAAUGAAAGUGCUUAAAAAGGCUAUGAUUGUACGAAAUGCUAAAGACACAGCUCACACUAAAGCUGAGCGGAAUAUUUUAGAAGAAGUAAAGCAUCCUUUCAUUGUGGAUCUUAUUUAUGCCUUUCAAACUGGUGGAAAACUCUACCUCAUCCUAGAGUAUCUUAGCGGAGGAGAACUCUUCAUGCAGCUGGAAAGAGAAGGGAUAUUUAUGGAGGACACAGCCUGUUUUUAUUUGGCAGAGAUCUCAAUGGCUUUAGGACAUUUACAUCAGAAAGGAAUCAUUUAUCGAGAUUUGAAACCAGAGAACAUCAUGCUUAAUCUUCAAGGGCAUGUGAAACUUACUGAUUUUGGCCUUUGUAAAGAAUCUAUCCAUGAUGGCACAGUCACACACACCUUCUGUGGAACAAUCGAAUACAUGGCACCGGAAAUCUUAAUGAGAAGCGGUCAUAACCGUGCUGUAGACUGGUGGAGCCUGGGAGCUUUGAUGUAUGACAUGCUGACUGGAGCACCGCCGUUCUCUGGUGAAAACAGAAAGAAAACUAUUGAUAAAAUUCUCAAAUGUAAAUUAAACUUGCCUCCCUACCUCACUCAAGAAGCCAGAGAUCUGCUUAAGAAGCUGCUAAAAAGAAAUGCUGCAUCUCGUCUUGGAGCAGGAGUUGGAGAUGCUGGAGAUGUGCAGGGUCACUCCUUUUUCAGACACAUUAAUUGGGAUGAUCUUCUGGCUCGUAAGGUGGAACCUCCAUUUAAACCUCUUUUGCAAUCUGAAGAGGAUGUCAGCCAAUUUGAUUCAAAGUUUACACGACAGACCCCUGUGGACAGUCCAGAUGAUGCCACUCUCAGCGAAAGUGCCAACCAGGUGUUUGUGGGUUUUACCUAUGUGGCUCCCUCUGUACUUGAAAGUGUGAAAGAAAAGUUUUCAUUUGAACCAAAAAUUCGCUCUCCGCGCAGAUUCAUUAGUAGUCCUCGAACACCCGUAAGCCCUGUGAAGUUUUCUGCUGGAGAUAUCUGGGCAAGAGGGACAGCUGCUGGAACCUCAAACACUCAGACACCAGGGGAGUUUCGAAUGGAAGCAGGCGGUGUGGAACAAAUGGAUGUGACUGUAAGCGGAGAAGCUUCAGCACCGCUACCAAUCAGACAAUCUAAUGCUGGGCCAUAUAAAAAGCAAGCUUACCCCAUAAUUUCUAAGCGACCUGAACAUCUACGCAUGAAUCUAUGACAGUGCAGUAUUUACAGAUGUAUUCUGACUUACAUAGGUGGUAAAAUAAAAAGCAAGAAUCGAUAACUCAUAACAAGGCACGAAAGACCCUGUUGGGGGAAGCAAAUCAUGGAAU
Molecule: messenger RNA, 1661 nt
Organism: Xenopus laevis (African clawed frog)
Lineage: Eukaryota; Metazoa; Chordata; Amphibia; Anura; Pipidae
Gene: rps6kb1.S
Product: ribosomal protein S6 kinase B1 S homeolog
Biological process (GO): signal transduction
Cellular component (GO): cytoplasm; mitochondrial outer membrane; synapse
Molecular function (GO): protein serine/threonine kinase activity; protein kinase activity; nucleotide binding
Source: RefSeq, marked provisional